Pocillopora meandrina is the source of this 1215-nucleotide messenger RNA. Lineage: Eukaryota; Metazoa; Cnidaria; Anthozoa; Scleractinia; Pocilloporidae. The record is from the annotation of a GenBank genome assembly.
AUGCAGUACCGAGUGAUGGCAACAGAAUUAGAAACAAUAGACCAUCCCGCAGAUGCUGUAGCAUCAUGUAGAGUGUGUAUCGAAGAGCUAAACAGUCUGCCGGUGGUUCAGCAAAGUCUUCAAGAGCAGCUCAGGACAGGUAUCAUGGCAGUGAAGGGUUUAUUUAGCAAAGAAGAACGACGGAAAGUUAUUUCCGGUGUCUGUCUUAUCAAUCGUGUCGUCUACGAUGUCACACAAACAGUAUCCGUUAAAGAACCAUUGCCACAAUGGCCCAUGAUUGAUACAGGAAAAGAGAAAGUUGAUCUGCUGCGAGACCGGAGAGUAACAAAAAUACUUUGUAGACAGGGUAUGGAGAACUGUAGUGUGUCAUGGAUACUUGGUCAUUAUGGCGAAGAGGAGCACAGGUUAAAUAAUCCGAGUGGUAUCGCUAUCAACUCAAGCGGGCAAUAUAUUGUAGCAGACUGUGACAAUACAAUCAAGGUGUUUGACAAGAGUGGCAAGUUUGUGCAACGUUUCAGAGUUCCUGCUCCUCUUUUAGAUGACAUGGGUAAGCAGCUAUCCUUUACAUACCGGGUGGUUCAUCUAGUCGCAGACAUGAAUGAAAACAUUUAUGUGCCGGUCAAAGAAACCAGUUGUGAGGACUCAUACUGGAUUUCUAAGUUUAACAAAGCUGCUGACGAGCAUAACAGUUUUCGCGUCAGGACAAUGGGCUGCGAAUGCAAACUGUCAGUCAGCGAUAGUGGUAAAGUGGUGGUACUGAAGAGAAACUCUGGAGAGAGUUAUGGGAUUGUGGAUGUUUAUGAGGCUAAUGGUCAGUUUGUUUGCAGUUUUGGAAGACAAAUCUUGAGUUACCCGUGCGACAUCACUACUGUAAGUGAUGGUAGAGUUAUGGUGGUGGAAGGAUGGCUUUCGACGCCAGGUGUUCACAUAUUCAGCGAACAGGGUGACCAUCUAAACAGGUUUGAUCUGCAAAGGUUUCUGAGAUCUCCAAAAAUUGCAUUUCACAGGGAAAGUCAACAAGUCGUCGUGGCCGGUAAUAAGGAAUCAGACAUCUUGUAUGUAGGGAUAUACACCAGAGAUGGUGAGUUUGUGCGAAGUACUCUUAUCCAUAUGGGAGAGUCCUUUAUUCUGAAUGGGAUUGCAGUGACCACCGAGGGACACAUUGCAGUAGUAACCCGGAUUCUAGGUUCAACAAAAAAAGUAAUCAUCAUUUAA